UGCAUUAAAUUACAUCGGACUGCAAGACUAACUAACUUCAGAAUAUUUUCACUUUACCAAACCAUUAUUAAUUUGACUUAUCUUCGAAAAACUGUCAGACUCUGUCAGACUGUCAACAAUCAAAUUCAAAUAAGCAAUCAUUUGUUCUCAACUUGUUGAAUGUACUAAAAAAUUUCUUGAAAUCAAACAUUUAUGAACAAAGGUUCAGACCUAAUAUUAAAAAAGGUGUAUAUUUCGCGAGAUACUUUAAGUUCUAAAGACAAGAAAAUUUAAACAAUGUUUCUAGAAAAGUAAUAAUAGCCUAAACUUUCUGAUCACUGUGUAUGCACGCUUUCGAGAUAUGAUGUCACUUAGUUUGAAAGGCGGAGCCAUGAGUACCCACAAUUCUGUGCAACGUGAACGAGCAUGCGCAGAUCAUAAGGAAAAAGUCGUAAUGCCUUCAAAUGAUGAAAACAAUUUCAUUCGCGGGAUUCUCAGAUCUCAAAUGUAUGAAGAAGAAAACGGUUUUUCGAGUCUUCUUAUAUCUACAGUUCUUGAUUUGGUCAGCCUGGAGAAUUUAAAAUACAAUACAAUAUUUUAUUCAAACACAAAAUUUGAAAUACAAAAUUCGAUUUGAAAUCAGCUUAAAGGGCAUCAAAUUCAAAAAUGGGAAGACGAAUUGAAACUAUUCUAAAAUCAUGGUGUGUGCAGGACAGAGAAGUAACUUUCAACAAUAAAUAUAUGUACGCAUCAAGGAGAAUGUGCUGCAAUUGCUCGUUAUUCCGAAUGAAUGCAGAAUACAAAUCACAAUGGCAAAAUUUAGCGUAUAUUUAUGUGUACUGCUAACAGGUGCACACCAUCAUGUGAAACAGGACCAUGUAUCAAAUCUGAUCCGGUGUGUGCGUUGCAACCAAAGAAUGAGUAACAUUAAGCCAGCGGUCGCUUGUGUGGAUUGUAUAAAGGCCAUCCAACAACACAGUGACGAGGAACUUGGAAGUCUAGAUGAAGGCGUACUUAUGCCUUCAGAAUAUUAUGAAAUUAUAGAACUCGAAACAAGAGACAGAAAUUCUAGAAAUUAAUUUAUGUAAAAUAUAUAAAAGAACUAUUAUGUAGGACUAGUAGAGAGAAGGCGACGCACGCUCUGUUGUAUGUGUACGCAGUUUUGGCGGUAUCGUGAUUUGCGUUGGAUACCGCAAGAUGGCUGAGAAUAUUUAUUUUCUCUAGAAGCUGCAAAAAUCUACUGAAGUUAGCUGCAUAUUAUUUCUCGUUGAAACAAAUAUAAUAACAAAACAGUAAUUUAUAAUUGAUAAUAUAAAUAUGAGUGACGUUUAACAGUAUGCUAAAUAAAUUUCAUUGCUUUAUAAUAAUACCAGUUUGAAACAUAACAAUGAGCGGUGGUGUGGUACCCAGUAAAUCGACAGUAUAUAUUUCAAAUUUACCUUUUUCGUUAACAAACAAUGACCUGCAUCAACUGUUACAAAGUUAUGGAAAAAUAGUAAAAGUAACGAUAAUGAAAAAUAAAAUUACAAGACGAAGUCGAGGUGUUGCUUUUGUCUUAUUUCUGACUCCAGAAGAUGCUGUUUCUUGUGCUAAAAGUUUGAAUAACACAGAAAUAGGUGGUCGUACAAUUAAAAGUUCUAUAGCAGUAGAUAAUGGACGUAGUACCGAAUUUAUACGUCGGAGGGAUUAUCCAGAUAAAUCUCAAUGUUUUGAAUGUGGAGAAGAAGGUCACUUGUCAUAUAAUUGCAGUAGUAAUACAUUAGGCCCCAGAAAUCCACCAUUAAAAAAGGCCAGAAUAAGAAAAAAGCAUAAGUCUAGUAGUAGUUGUCAGAACAGUGAUUUUAACAAAAAUAGUGAAGAUGAAUUAGGUGAUGAUAAUUGGGAAGAAGAAGUAGAGACAUUAAGUGCUGCAAUUGCACUGGAGCAAAGACAGAAGGAAUAUGAAAAUAGUCAGCGUUCAGCAGGUAAAGGAUGUGAAGAAGAAAAUCGACCAACUCAAAAAUCAGGCAAAAGAUAUAAGAAAAAUCAAUACUUCAGUGAUGAAGAAGACUUUAGUGAAUGAACUACUGUCUAGAAAAAUUAAUAUGACAUGACAUGUUAAGUACAAUAUUGUACAAUAAGUACUCCUGAAUCAAUACUAAAAGACAGUUGUAUUAUAAUAAGAUUUCAAAUGUAUUUAUUAUUAAUUUUGUAAUAUAUUAUUUGUAUAUAA
Messenger RNA from Megachile rotundata (alfalfa leafcutting bee), 2191 nucleotides. RefSeq names its product zinc finger CCHC-type and RNA-binding motif-containing protein 1. The record is from RefSeq and is a predicted model, not a curated record. Gene Ontology annotation, molecular function: RNA binding; zinc ion binding. Gene Ontology annotation, biological process: mRNA splicing, via spliceosome. Gene Ontology annotation, cellular component: U12-type spliceosomal complex. Lineage: Eukaryota; Metazoa; Arthropoda; Insecta; Hymenoptera; Megachilidae.